AUGGGAAUAUGCUAAAUGAAACCACAGGAUAAGUAAACCAAAGACACACUUUAAAAGGUAUCUAAAGUUACACCUAAGGGAGCCGCUAACAGAGGAAAAAGAGAAAUUUCUAGGAAAUAUAAGUUUGGAUCAGUUGUAUUAGGAAUUGGGCAAUAUGGCAAAGUAUUUUUAGCUGAAAAUAAGAAUGACUCAAAGCAGAAAGUGGCAGUCAAAGCUUUAUCUAAAAAGAAACUUGGAAAGUUGAUUGAUAAGCUUAAACAAGAAGUAAUCUUCUUGAGAAGAUUGGAUUCUCCAAAUAUAGUCAAAUAUUAUGAAACUUACGAGGACGAAGAAUAUGUGUAUCUUGUAAUGGAAUAUUGUCCAGGAGGAGAAUUAUUCGAUUUAAUCUCAUAAAAACUAGAGAAAUCUAAAAAAUUCAAGGAAAAGGAGGCAGCCGAGUUAAUGUAAAAACUGUUCAAGGCGGUUUCUCAUGUUCACAGUUAAGGUAUCGCUCAUAGAGAUAUCAAGCCAGAAAACAUAAUGAUAGGGAGAGAAGGGGAAUUGAAACUGAUAGAUUUUGGUCUUGCUUAAAAAUUUGUAAAAAAUAAUAGAUUGGACAUAGGAAAGAUGGUAGGAACCCCUUAGUAUCUUGCACCUGAGGCUUUUGAAGGAAUUUCGAGUAUGGAAGUAGAUCUUUGGUCUCUUGGUGUUUUAAUGUGUGUUUUGCUCAGCGGAUCCUAUCCAUAUGCUGGCGCUUCACCUGAGGAACUUUUGCGUAGUAUAUAUGAUAAACCUGAAAUUAAGUUUGAAACAAAAGUUUGGAAGAGAGUUUCUUAAAAUGGUAAAGAUCUGGUUAGGUAACUACUACAAAUUGAUCCUAAGAAGAGAAUAUAGGCAAAAGAUGCUUUAUAGCAUCCUUGGUUUAACAAGUACUGCCCAGUUAUCACUUUAUUAAGCGAAAAUGUGACUAGAAAUAGUUCGAGCAAUAUUCAAUAGGAUCAAAUUUAGGGAUUAAGACGACAGUCUACAUAAUUUGAUGACACCCUAGAUCCAGAUGUUAUUUUAAACCUACAAAAGUUUAGUUAGGGCACAUCUAAAUUUAAAAAAGCUGCCUUGAAUGUACUAGUAAAAACUAUUAGUGGAAGAGAGAUUGAGCAUCUGAAGAGGCAAUUUGAAAUGGUAGAUGUCAAUCAUACAGGAUUGAUUGAUGCAGAAGAGCUCAUGAAUGGAAUCAAGGCAGCAGGAAUAGAUGUUAAGCCUGAAGAGGUUGAUAAAAUUAUAGAAUCAGUUAAUUUCAAAGGCAAUGGAGAGAUAAAUUACUCCGAGUUUAUAGCUGCCACUAUUUCGAUAUAGGAAAUAAUGACAAAUGAGAGAAUAUAUGCACUAUUUAAAGAGUUUGAUCACGAGGAUAUAGAAGUUUUAACUAUCCAUAAUAUCAAGGGAGCAAUGAAAAGGAUGGGAAAAGAUAUUACUAAUGAAGAGAUAGAACAUAUGUUGAGUGAGCAUAAUGUACCUAAAGAUGGUUUCAUUGACUUUGAAAAAUUCAAAGAAAUCAUAUUAUCUAACGAUAAACUCAAUAUAAUCAUAAAAUGA
Messenger RNA from Stylonychia lemnae, 1572 nucleotides. The record is from the annotation of a GenBank genome assembly. NCBI's taxonomy places the organism in Eukaryota, Ciliophora, Spirotrichea, Sporadotrichida, Oxytrichidae.